GAUACUCGGUGAGUAGAAGAAAAGGAGAAUCUAAAUUCUAAGGAAACUCCUCAGAUCGAAAUCGAAACCAUGUGGCGGAGACUCUUCUCUUCUUCAAACCUCAAAUCCCUACACACAGCACUCUCUCCUUCUCGUCCCCGACUCGCCGCCCCUCUCCUCACCCGCCACGUGACCGCUCAUUCAGGUGCUUCUUCCGUCAAAAGGAGGGUUGAAGAUGUCGUGCCAAUUGCUACCGGCCACGAGCGUGAGGAGAUUCAGGCUGAUCUUGAGGGAAGGGAUAUUCUUGAAAUAAACCAUCCCGUCGGCCCUUUUGGCACAAAGGAAGCACCUGCCGUUGUUAAAUCUUACUUUGACAGAAGGAUAGUUGGAUGCCCAGGAGAUGAAGGCGAAGAUGAGCAUGAUGUUGUCUGGUUUUGGCUGGAGAAAGGCAAGCCUAAAGAAUGUCCAGUGUGCUCACAGUAUUUUAAGCUCGAAGUGGUCGGACCUGGUGGUGAUCCUUAUGGACAUGGAGAUCAUGAUCACCAUUGAUUGCAUCCCGUAAUUUUCCUUCAGAAAUAAAAUUUGCAAAGAGAAGAGAGACAUUUCCACCUUUCAAAAUUAUGAGGCAUUGUUUUGUUCGGAUUUGAUUGGUCUAUACCUUGCGGUUUUGCGACUAUAGAUAUAGAAGAUUUCUGUGAUUAUUUUUUAGACACACUUUGGUCACAUUCGAUUCAGUUAUCAAAUCCUUUUAGGAUUUUUGUUUUUGGCUUUGCCAAAUAAAUAAUUGAUAGCAACACUAUUUUUUUAACGAUUCUUGAAUAUGUAGAUCGUACAACUAUGUGAAGCACCUAAACCACGAAAGGGAUUAAGGAUUACAAACUCGAUCGAAUUGAAAUAUUUACAUUGCA
Glycine soja is the source of this 887-nucleotide messenger RNA. Its product is annotated as cytochrome c oxidase subunit 5b-2, mitochondrial-like. The record is from RefSeq and is a predicted model, not a curated record. Gene Ontology annotation, biological process: mitochondrial electron transport, cytochrome c to oxygen. NCBI's taxonomy places the organism in Eukaryota, Viridiplantae, Streptophyta, Magnoliopsida, Fabales, Fabaceae. The coding region runs from base 70 to 528 and encodes 152 amino acids. The transcript has 6 exons. Gene Ontology annotation, cellular component: mitochondrial envelope.